AAAAUGUUCGGUAGCUCACAGAAGAAACUACAUUCGGUGUUUGAUUUAUGAGAUUAACAUGUUUACCAGAAAUUACCAAAUCAUCGGCGAUAAGUAGCAAACACUAAGCUCGGAAUUUUCAGACCUACUGGAUUUAUCAAGUUGCCCUGUCUACAUUCGCCUUUCAACAGUUGAAAUAUGAAUAUUUUCUGCCUUGGAUACAGAAGAUUUGAGAUGGGAGUAAGAAAAAGGAACAAAGCACUUCCCUCAAGACCAUCCUUACCAAGGCGUUGCAAAGAGAAGCAACAAAGUGGAUCAGGCAUAUAUGAAGAAAAGGAACGCGCAUUGAAGUGCAAUCUCUGCGGUAAAAUGAAUUUACUCAGGGAUCCAGAAUGCGUGCCUUAUCACGGCGAACUUCAAUAUAUGCCUAAAGAAGAAACUGUGGAACUGCCUUCUAAUGUUGAAAUAGAAUGCUCAAUAUGUUUGAAUUCUUGUAAAUAUAAAAGGAUGCUGAAACUAGUCUGUGAUCAUCGCUUUCAUAAGAAGUGCAUUUUGAAAUGGUUUAAAGUCGACAUCAGAUGCCCGUUGUGUAGAGUAUAAAUAUAUAAUGUUCGGGCAUUUGAACAUGGAUAUGAAUUUUUAUUGGUGGUAACUGUGAUAGCUAUGUUUGAUUAAAAGCAUGAGCGGUGAUCACUACAGGCUAAGAAAGAUACUAAAAAAGUUCGAUAUUAUUAUUAGAACAUUUUUCAUUUCUUGAACUUGAAGAAUUAAGUUCAUGUCUAAGUUGUCAUGUCUAACUGUCAUCUGCUACAGCAGAUGACAGUUUAUGAGAGAACUGAACUGUGCUUGGAAAAGCUAAUAAAAAAAUGUACUGUUUUGAGCGGAAAGGCCAGAAAUCUAUGUGAAAUUUUUAAUCUUUUGUUGAAAAAAUUUCUAAAUAAUUAUGAAAAUUUAUCUGAAAAUUUCAAAUUUUCAUUUUGGAAUUAAUAAAGGUAACAACUACUAAACGGGAAGUUCUAUUAAUUUUAUAUAAUUUUAACAGUAAUAUCAAAGCAGGAAUUACUAAAGGAAUGACUAAAGGAAUGACUAGUAUUAAGAAAAUAUUUCCAGUAAAAUAUCCUUUUUGUUACUUUGUUUGAAAGGAAAUUGAAUUGAUUUUCUUUUUCAUUGUUUGUAUUUUAUAGUAAUUCCUUUAAUA
This is a messenger RNA of Argiope bruennichi, 1177 nucleotides long. RefSeq names its product RING finger protein 24-like. Lineage: Eukaryota; Metazoa; Arthropoda; Arachnida; Araneae; Araneidae. Gene Ontology annotation, molecular function: ubiquitin protein ligase activity. The transcript has 2 exons. Gene Ontology annotation, biological process: ubiquitin-dependent protein catabolic process. The coding region runs from base 178 to 579 and encodes 133 amino acids. The record is from RefSeq and is a predicted model, not a curated record.